AUGUUGGCCCUAGGCGUGAGAACUCACCAACUCCGACACUGGUGCCUCGCACACCUCCGCGGCAAGAACGCUGGGGCCUUGGCACCGGAACAGGCCCCGAAGUCACAAUCCACGCUCGCCUCCUCCGUUCCAUCGGAGAGCCACGCUAACCUCAAUGACGCUACCGGCGCCUGCCAAGUGUUCGACGAAAUUCCCCACAGGGACACCCCGGACCGUGCCCUUCCCGAGCACGCGCGGAGGGGUUUGGUCCACCAGGUGCUAGACCGCUUCUUCGAUGUGCACCGCCGCCAUGGUGGGCGUGUUGGCGGUGGGGCACUGUUGGGCGUCCUCAAAGUCUGUGGGUCAGUGCCAGACAGAGUACUGGGGAAGCAGCUGCAUGGCCUGUGCGUCAGGUGCGGGCAUGAUCGUGGCGACGUCAGUGUGGGCACGUCUCUUGUUGACAUGUACAUGAAGUGGCACAGUGUUGUGGACGGCAGGAAGGUGUUUGAGGGAAUGCCCGAGAGGAAUGUUGUCACCUGGACAUCGUUGCUCACUGGGUACAUCCAGGCUGGAGCGUUAUUGGAUGUUAUGGAGCUCUUCUUCAGGAUGCGUGCUGAGGGGGUCUGGCCCAAUCCUUUCACAUUUGCGAGUGUUCUCUCAAUGGUGGCGAGCCAGGGUAUGGUUGAUCUCGGGCGGCGCGUGCAUGCUCAAUCAGUUAAGUUUGGUUGCUGUUCCACUGUGUUUGUGUGUAAUUCUCUGAUGAACAUGUAUGCAAAGUGUGGACUGGUUGAAGAAGCCAGGGUCGUGUUUUGUGGGAUGGAGACCAGGGACAUGGUGUCGUGGAACACAUUGAUGGCGGGCCUUGUGUUGAACGGUCGUGAUCUUGAAGCCCUGCAGCUGUUCCAUGAUUCACGAUCCAGUAUUACCAUGCUUACACAGUCGACAUACUCAACAGUGAUCAAAUUAUGUGCAAAUCUCAAACACCUUGGCCUGGCAUGUCAACUCCACAGCAGUGUUCUUAAACGUGGGUUUCAUUCGUAUGGCAAUGUAAUGACAGCCCUCAUGGAUGCCUACAGCAAAGCAGGUCAACUGGAUAAUGCUCUGGAUAUAUUUUUGUCGAUGUCAGGAUCUCAGAAUGUUGUUUCAUGGACUGCUAUGAUUAAUGGGUGCAUUCAGAACGGUGAUAUAACUCUUGCUGCUGCCCUUUUUAGCAGAAUGAGAGAAGAUGGUGUUGCUCCGAAUGAUUUCACCUACUCGACAAUUCUUACAGCGUCAGUGGCCAGCUUGCCUCCCCAAAUUCAUGCCCAGGUGAUCAAGACAAACUAUGAGUAUACACCAAUUGUUGGAACUGCACUUCUGGCCUCUUACUCUAAGCUUUGCAGCACUGAAGAAGCUCUUUCUAUAUUCAAAAUGAUUGACCAGAAGGAUGUUGUUUCAUGGUCUGCAAUGUUGACUUGCUAUGCCCAAGCUGGUGAUUGCGAUGGUGCCACAAAUGUAUUCAUCAAGAUGACAAUGCAUGGCUUGAAGCCAAAUGAGUUUACAAUCUCUAGUGUCAUUGAUGCUUGUGCUAGUCCGACAGCUGGAGUUGACCUGGGUAGGCAGUUCCAUGCUAUUUCUAUCAAGCACAGAUGCCAUGAUGCACUCUGUGUGAGCAGUGCACUUGUUAGUAUGUAUGCAAGAAAAGGGAGCAUCGAGAGUGCUCAGUGUGUCUUUGAGAGGCAAACAGAUAGAGAUUUGGUGUCAUGGAACUCAAUGCUAUCAGGGUACGCACAGCAUGGUUACAGCCAAAAGGCCCUUGAUGUAUUUCGACAGAUGGAAGCUGAGGGCAUUGAGAUGGAUGGCGUCACAUUCCUUUCUGUGAUCAUGGGAUGUGCUCAUGCUGGUCUUGUUGAAGAAGGUCAGCAAUACUUUGAUUCGAUGGGCAGAGACUAUGGGAUCACUCCAACCAUGGAGCAUUAUGCGUGCAUGGUUGAUCUCUAUAGCCGUGCAGACAAGCUUGAUGAAGCAAUGAGCCUUAUAGAAGGCAUGCCAUUCCCAGCAGGUCCAAUGGUAUGGCGCACAUUGCUAGGAGCUUGUAAAGUUCACAAGAAUGUUGAGCUUGGAAAGUUGGUUGCGGAGAAGCUGCUGUCACUUGAACCUCUUGACUCGGCUUUAUACGUGCUUCUCUCCAACAUUUAUUCGGCUGCGGGGAAGUGGAAAGAGAAGGAUGAAGUGAGGAAGCUCAUGGACACUAAAAAGGUUAAGAAAGAAGCUGGAUGCAGCUGGAUUCAGAUCAAGAAUAAAGUUCAUUCCUUUAUAGCUUCAGACAAGUCGCAUCCUUUAUCAGAACAGAUAUAUGCAAAGCUAAGGGUAAUGACAGCUAAGUUAAAGCAAGAAGGUUAUUGUCCUGAUACAAGCUUUGCGCUUCAUGAAGUGGCAGAAGAGCAGAAAGAAGCUAUGCUGGCAAUGCACAGUGAGCGCCUAGCCCUCGCAUUUGGUUUGAUAGCUACACCACCAGGGGUACCCCUUCACAUUUUUAAGAACCUGCGGGUGUGUGGGGACUGCCACACGGUGAUCAAAAUGGUCUCUGAAAUUGAGGAUAGGGAGAUUGUAAUGCGAGAUUGCAGCAGGUUCCACCACUUCAAUUCAGGGGUCUGCUCUUGUGGCGAUUUCUGGUGA
Miscanthus lutarioriparius is the source of this 2637-nucleotide messenger RNA. The record is from the annotation of a GenBank genome assembly. Lineage: Eukaryota; Viridiplantae; Streptophyta; Magnoliopsida; Poales; Poaceae.